This is a messenger RNA of Periconia digitata, 447 nucleotides long. Lineage: Eukaryota; Fungi; Ascomycota; Dothideomycetes; Pleosporales; Periconiaceae. The record is from the annotation of a GenBank genome assembly.
CACAUUCGUACUCUACUCUUCCCGCACACCCCAGUAGCAAAGAUUUUUAACUACCUGGUUAUCCUUCUUCCAGCCUCAACAGGCCUUGCAGACCGCCAUCCUUCUAGAGUAGACGCUAUUCCAAUCAAUAACGUCCAACCCAGACAAUUGGCCCUCCGUUUUAUCCAUCAAUCUCUCCAUAGUCUAAUUGCUUCCUUCUUUGUAUGCCGUUCUUUUAAGUCCUUCCCGUGUGGGUUGUAUUGUACCGUACGUCGUCCGCCAUUUAUGCCCGACCUCAUUCACCAAGGACCACCAUGGCUCAAGACUGACCGAAUGAACUUAGACGACAACAAUCAUUCGAUGAACCUUGCGUGGGAUCAGACUCCCAGCGGGGGUGGAAAUUUUCAGGGUAUCGUAAGCUCGCCGAACCGUUUCGCCUGCCCGUUUCUCAUCGAUCAUGGUGUAUGA